GUAAGGAAGCUGUGCUCCAAUUGGCUGCUGAUGAACUGUGAUGUCAUCACUGGCUGCUACAAGAGUCCAACUGAUAGCACAUUUAGUCAAUGUGUUUAGCUGAGAGUGCUGUGAGCAUGUAAAAGCAACACUGUUCAGACAAAAUGACCGGAUGAUUAAGAGGUGAAACAAUGUGAGAACACUGUGGGAGACCAGAACACUUUCUGAGAGAAAUACAAUUCAAAAGGAUUUUUAUUUUAUUUUUGGAUAUCUUAUGGGAGUCCAUGAAGAGUGGAAUUAAGUUGGAGGACUCUAAAACACUUUCCUGAUUUUACACAAAGCUCAUGGAGGGGCAGCAUAUACUGAGCAUGGAGAACACCUCCCUGCACAUGAACCUUUCAGCAAGGCUAAAUAAUUCCUCUCCAGUGUCCUUGCCUGGCUUGGAGUACAGCAAAGGAGAGGUGGUCUUAAUUAGCAUCUUAAUGGUGAUUCUGAUUGUAGGCAUUGUCUUCGGCAAUGUGCUGGUCAUCAGUGCUAUUGUAAAAUUCCAGCGUUUGCAGACGGUCACCAACUACUUCAUCAGCUCCUUGGCCUGUGCAGAUCUGGUCAUGGGCCUCAUGGUAGUUCCAUUUGGUGCAUGCUACAUUCUCCUCAACAAGUGGCACUUCGGAAAAUUCUUCUGCGAGUUUUGGACGGCUACGGAUGUUUUGUGUGUGACCGCUAGCAUCGAGACGUUGUGCGUGAUUGCCCUGGACCGGUACGUGGCAAUUAUGUGGCCUUUGCGCUAUCAGUCAAUGCUUACGAAGCGGAAGGCCUGUGGGGUGCUCCUAGGGGUGUGGGCAGUGGCCGCUCUCAUCUCUUUCCUGCCCAUCCACAUGGAGUGGUGGGUGUCAGAUGAACCUGAGGCACUGAGCUGCUUGGAGAACCUGACCUGCUGUGACUUCAACACUAACGCCGCCUAUGCCGUGACCUCCUCCAUUAUCUCCUUCUACAUCCCGUUGGUCAUCAUGGCGUUUGUGUACAGCCGGGUCUUCCAGGAAGCCCGUAGACAGCUUCAGAAAAUCGACCGCAUAGAAGGGCACAUACGCACACAGAGCUUCAGCACCCAGGAGGGAAAUGAGGUAAAGGACCGGAAGACCAAGUUCUGCAUGAAGGACCACAAAGCUCUGAAGACCUUAGGAAUCAUCAUGGGAACCUUCACCCUCUGCUGGCUCCCUUUUUUUGUGCUUAACGUGGUGGCAGCCAUCUGGAAGAUGGACAACAUCAUGCUGCCGUUCAGGAUCUUGAACUGGAUCGGCUACACCAACUCCGCCUUCAACCCUUUGAUCUACUGCAGGAGUCCUGAGUUUAGAUGCGCCUUUCAGGAGAUCCUGUGUUGAACUUCUCAACUACCUUCCACAAAGAAUAACAAGGGAUAUAACUACAGCAGCAACAUCUGGACACAAGUCAACAUAAAGACUACCAGACAACGAGAGCCCUCACCAGCUUGCGAAACUGAAAUGGGUGCUGACUGUUUAACUGCAGGUACCAAAAACAUUGUAAUAAAGCUGUGACAUCCAACUUUUGAACAUUUGAGAUCUUAACGUUCAUAGU
Molecule: messenger RNA, 1572 nt
Organism: Sinocyclocheilus grahami
Lineage: Eukaryota; Metazoa; Chordata; Actinopteri; Cypriniformes; Cyprinidae
Gene: adrb2b
Product: adrenoceptor beta 2, surface b
Exons: 2
Biological process (GO): positive regulation of MAPK cascade; norepinephrine-epinephrine-mediated vasodilation involved in regulation of systemic arterial blood pressure; adenylate cyclase-activating adrenergic receptor signaling pathway
Cellular component (GO): plasma membrane
Molecular function (GO): beta2-adrenergic receptor activity; norepinephrine binding
Source: RefSeq, a predicted model, not a curated record